Bombus pascuorum is the source of this 4424-nucleotide messenger RNA. Its product is annotated as tonsoku-like protein. The record is from RefSeq and is a predicted model, not a curated record. Gene Ontology annotation, molecular function: protein binding. Lineage: Eukaryota; Metazoa; Arthropoda; Insecta; Hymenoptera; Apidae. The transcript has 6 exons. The coding region runs from base 126 to 3920 and encodes 1264 amino acids.
UUUCGGUUUGAUGUUCCUCUUUGUGUUCGUGUGACGGCAUAGUCCCGAUCGCACGAGGUCCGAAUUGGAGUCCACGAAGUUGAAUAUGAAUCACUUAUUACUGUGAUAAUUGAUAUUUGUAAAUAAUGGAUAUCGGAAGAUUAAUUAAAAAGAAGAAACGGGUCAAGCGUGAUGGCAACCUUCAGCAAUUGGCUGAAAUUGUUAAAGAGCUUGGUGACGUAUACUUUGAAAGUGACAAGUAUGAAGAUGCUUUGCAGGAAUAUACAGAACAACUGGAAAUUUGCAAUAUCCUAGGAGAUAAAUUAAAUAUAGCGGUUGCUCAUAGAAUGAUUGGAGAAAUACAGGCAAAUCUUGGCAACUACGAGGAAGCAUUGAGCCACCAAAACCUUUACUUGGAAGGGGCCAAGGAGAUACAAAAUUUAUUAGAAGAACAACGAGCUUAUGCAACAUUAGGUAGAACAUAUUUUUGUUGGGCUGAAAGUCAACCUGAAGAAUCUGAAAGAAAACCUGAUGCUCUUAUAAGUGCAAGACAAGCGUACACGAAGAGUAUACGUCUUUGCAAUGAAUUGGGUGAUACUAACAUUGACCUAAAAGAAUUAAUGACAAUGAGGGCACGAUUGUUAUUGAAUUUGGGAUUAGUACUAGAAGCUGAAAAAAAGCAUCAAGAGGCUGUUGAUUUACUGGAAAAAGCUGCAGGUUUAUGUAAGACACACAAUUUACGGGAAGAUUUCUAUAGAACGCAAAUUGCUCUCGGAGGAAUUUACGAGCGAAAUCGCGAUUAUGAUCUGGCUUUAACACAUUUUGAAACUGCCGUUGAAGUUGAUAAUUCAUCUUUGAAAGCGGAAGCACGAUUUCUUCAAGCAGAAUUGCUUUUAAAAAUAGGAAAAUGGACCGAAUCACGAAAAAUAUUAGUGCUUCUUUACGUUACGGAAAACUUACCACAAAAUCUGAAGCAUCAAGUAGAAAAAUGUCUCAGGAUAGUUGCAACAUUACAAACAACUGAAGAAGCUUUAACUACAGAAAAAGAUACCAGCAUUAAGUUGAAAUAUUAUGAGACAUUAGGAGAUGCGGCAGUGGCUGCACACUGUUUUGAGGAAGCCAUAGAAUAUUACAGAAAGAUGCUCAUGUGUGCGGAAGAAAUAGAAAGCGAUCGCACAGGAGCAGCUUUAUUAAGUUUAGCCCAAACAUUGAAGGAUGUUGGACGAUAUAACGAAGCACUGGAUUUUGCUCGUAGAGAACUAGAACUAUGCACAAAUCCACGUGAAAUAUGUAGAUCUGCUUUGUUCUUAAUAGAUUUAUUGAUAACUAUUAAAGCAAACAACAAAGAGAUUGAAGAUAUUUAUAGUCUAGCCUCGAAAAAUGCAAAAGCUUGCAAUGAUAUUUCUUUAGAAACAAGUGUUUUAAGAGAAUACUUGAAUUAUCUAACAAAUACCAAUAGAACAGAAGAGAUAGGAUCACUUUCAGAAAAGUUAGAUACAUUGGAAAAAUUAUGUAAUGAUACAGAUAGCGAAAGCGAAUCAGAAGAAGACAAUAUUGGCGCAAACAUUUGCUUGGAAGAUUUGUCGGAUGUUGAAGCAGAAUUAAAAGUUAGAGAAAAUAUUAAAAAUAGAAAACGAACGAGAAAGACGUCGGUUGCUAUAAAAAGGAACGAAAAAGGAGAAACACAACUUCAUGUAGCUUGUAUACAUGGGAAUGUUGAAACCGUAGAAAAAUUAUUAGAAUCUGGUCAUUUAACGAAUGUUAGAGACCAUUUUGGCUGGACUCCUCUUCAUGAAGCAGCUAAUCAUGGUCAUGUCGAAAUUGCAAAGUUAUUAUUAAAAUAUGGUGCAGAUGUAAAUGAUCCUGGAAGUUUGAUGUGCCAAGGAGUUACUCCUCUUCAUGAUGCGGCUUCCUGCGGCAAUUUUACCAUGAUGAGAUUUUUAAUCGAACACGGAGCAAAUGUGGAACUUAAAACGAACGAUGAUGAUACUGCGCUAGAUUGUCUAAAACAAUGGAGGAAUCGUGUUGAUGUUUUAUCUUCUGAAGAUCAAAUGGAGUAUGAUGAAAUGCACAAAUUAUUGUCUGCUAUGAUACCAGCGAGUAAUAAGAAAAUUUCGAAACGAUCUCAUUCAUUAUCAUGCAAUCCAAAAACUCACAGCAUAGAUGAAAAUGUUGUUAUAGAAAAGAUCUCUGCAGGUGAAGAUUAUAAAAGAACUAUAGCUAGAUUGAAACAUAGGAACGAUCCAAUUGGAGCUUCUUUGUCCUCUGUGAAACGAAAUGUAAAUCCACUUUUGAAUAGCGAAGAGGUUCUUUUGGAUGAUUGGUUGGAAGAUGAUAUCAAUGAAAGUAUAAAUAAUAGAAGGUGCUCUGAUGAACAUUCCUCCUCAAUGACAAAGAGGAAAUCAAGUAAUGGAAAUGUCGAUGUUGAGAAAAAUUUAAAACGGCAAAAAAUGAAUGAUGAAGAUCAAGUAAUUGAAGAUAAUGAAUGUGAUGUAACAGAGGAGGAUAGUAAUGAUAGUUGCAGUAUUGAAAUAAGACGGAUUUCUAGUGAACGUAAGAUUCAGAAAAAAAAACAGCAAAUGUCGUUGUUAUCAAUUGGAUUUACUAAAGAUUCUACUUCUCGAAGUUCUUCACCUGUAAUUCCAUUUAACACAGGAUGUGAAUCAACAGAAAUCAAUACUAUGAGAUCAGUUAUUUUAAACAUCCUUAUAGAUGGAAAAAUGUUUAAAACCCAAAUAGAAUUUUCGAAUACAAUGAGACCACUGGUAAAAGAAAUUGUAGCUGAUAUUGAAACUAAAUUCUACAAUAAUACUGGAUGUAAAGUAAAACUAGAUCUAAAAACUAUGGAUGGAAUUGCGAUCAAUUGCAAUAACGUGUUCACGAUAUUAAGUGAAGGGGAUAUUGUUAAAAAUUUGACAUGCGAAAUAAUUGAGUUGGAAACUCCUUCUAUUGUCGAGCGAUAUGGUGCGAUUUGUAAAAAUUACAAUAUAGAUAUUCGAGAAUCCAUAUUAAAGUGUUUGAAAUCAUGUGAGAACACGUUUACUUUGCGAUUAAAACAAGAAGAUAUAAGAAAAGAAGAAUUUAUAUCUUUAUUGAAAACUCUAGAAUAUCAAAAGAAUGUUCAAAUAUUAGAUUUAUCCGGUGGUAAUUUAUAUGAACUUGGAAAAUCUUUAAAUGAUUGUAUUUUAAGAUUGUCAGCUUUGCAAGAAUUGUGCCUUCAAGGAUGUGAUAUAGAUUUUAAGUGUCUAAGUAAAUUAGAGAAACUACCUCCACAACUUAAGUUUCUUGAUCUCAGCUAUAAUCCUCUUGGAUCAUCAAGUCAAGAAAUCUUAUUCAAACUUUUCACCCCUUUAACACAGCUUCGGACAUUGAAUUUGCGAUAUUGUCAAUUAUCUAAUUUUCGUUUUCUUUUAAAUAACAAUAGUCUAGUAAAUUUAGAUAUUUCUUGGAACUGUUUCAGUGAAGAUGAAGUCUGUGCCACUUUACAAAGACAAUUACUUAAUUUGAAUUUAUCAAAUACUAUUUGUUCUAGGGAUUUUAAUUUGGUUAAAAAUAUUUUUAAUAAAACAGAUUUUUCAUUUGUUAAUUUAGAAUGUUUAGAGCUUGCUUCAUGCGAAUUAUCGGAUAUUGACAUUAGAAAUAUAUUGUCACGUGUAUCGAAUCUUUCGAAAUUGGUGCUUAAAGGAAAUAGAAAAGUGGGAGCACAAUCGCUAAAUUUAUUAUUGAAAUACACACCAACAUUAAGACAUAUCGAUGUUAGUGGAUGUGAGAAUAUUACUGAAUUUCCUGAUUCCGAAGUAUUUAUUGAAAAACCCGAGAUUUGUACAUUAAUCGUGAGUAUGUAUCCAGAAGUGUGUGACUGUUGGGUUCGUUUAUGGCGAGGGAAGGGUGUAGUGAAGAAACUGCCGCAUAAUCUUACUAUUUUUAAACCGGUACUUUAAUAUUUUUAUACAUAUAAUACUAUGUGUGCAUAGAAUUGAAAAGAAUUACAAAUUACAGAAAGCAUUCAUUUACUUCAAAACAUAUUUCAUCAUUUUCUUUAAUUUGUAGUAGCCUAAAAAAUAUAUUUUUAUACAAACUAUCUUUUGUAAAUAGUAAAUUAUCUAAAUAUGUCCAUAUUAGAUUUCUAUAGAUAUUUCCUAAAAAGACAAAUUUGAAAUACCGGAAGUGUAGUAUAUUUUACUGCACUUCCUGUCAUUAAUGUGAAUGGGAACAUUUAAUAAAGUCCAAUUCAAUGUAUAUCUGUCAUCAAAUUUUAGUUAUUUUAUACUUUACAGUAACCUUUCCUUCAAACUGGUGUUCAAUCGAAUCACAGAAGUUAUAAAAAAUGCAUGUAGUUAAAUAAAGGUAAUAUUUAAGUAACAUGCUAAAAAUGUUCUAUAACAGAAAAUAUUGUAAUAUACAUUGUAAAUAUUUUUAACAGGCAAUAAACUUUGUUUACCUUU